AUGCCCGCUCCCCCCUUUUUCCUUCAGAAUGAGGUUUAUUAUCCCAAACUGGAUCCAGUGCUGGUUCAGAAGCUAACCCAGAACCGGCCCUUCCUGUCUCGGCCCACGAGCAGGAUUGUCCGAUACGACAAUAUAGAUCUGGAACUGCAGACCCCUACAGACCUCCGCUACGAGCCCCCCACCCCCCUCCGCUGCGACGAGUUCUUUAGCGAGGGCGAUGCUAGCGUAGAGUCCCCUAGCAAGACCACGCUUACCAGACCUAGCGACCUGUCGCUCGCCCAGACCACCAGCACGUCCAGCAGCGACCCCUCCACAGUGGUCCCCGCCCCCGGCGCCAAAGCCGCGGCGCCCCCCAUCGUCAGGGGUGAGGACACUGCGUUGACCGGCAGAGAAAGAGGGCCCGACAACGACAGGAGAGCGGUAGAGCAGGCAGGAAAGAGGACAGAGGCGUCGGGGAGCCUGGAGGGAAAACCGAAAGAGGGCGUCUCGUCCGCUGGCCUGGGAAACGGAAGAGAAGCAGAAGAGGAAGAAGAAGAAGAAGAAGAAGAGAUGACCUCAGAGAGGCUGCAGAGUCUGCUGGAGGCCAUAAAGCUGGAGGGAGGCGUGGAGGAGGAGGAGAUGACAGAGGAGAGGGUCAAUGCGAUCCUCCAACAAGUCCGGCAAGCAGAAAAAGAACUGUCUUCAGUUCCAGGGUGGAGAAGCGAGCCGCCGGACGCCACGGCCGAGGCAGCAGCUGGACACAGUCCCGGCGCGGAGGAGGGCAGCCCGGACAGUUUAGCCGACUCGCUGGAGCAGCCACCGGUCCAGAACGGCGGUCACACGGAGGCAGAGAAGGAGGCCAAGAAGAGAGGAGCCCAGGGGGGCAGCAGCACAGCGGGGGCCAGCAAAGCACGGGAAGAGGGGACGGACAAGUCCCAGCACAAAGUCCAGAGGCCGCCGGGCCGCCCCCCCCAGCAGAGCGCCUGGGCCGAGGAGUCCGGCUCUGACCAGGAGCCCACCGUCACCACCCGGGUGUUCCGCAGACGGGUCAUACUGAAGGGGGAGGAGGCCAGAAACAUUCCUGGGGAGUCUGUGACGGAGGAGCAGUUUACAGAUGAGGACGGGAAUCUGGUCACGAGAAAAGUAACCUAUCCUAACCCUCCUCCAUUCCUUUUUCUCUCAGCUCACAAACACUUCCGCGGCUCCUCAUCCUCUUCCAUUGUUUUCAUUCUCUCCUCAAAAAAAAACACCUCCGCUCCUCCGCCCCUCCAUCAGGUGAUCAGGAAAGUGGUGCGCCGGGUUUACACCUCGGCAGAAAGGAAGGGGUGUGAGGGGGAAGCGGUAGUGGAGGAGGCAGCCGGGGGGGCUGACGUAGAUCCUCCGGCCGGAGCCAAAGGAGGGAAGAGCAAGAAGAGAGGGAAGCGCUCCAGACACGGCCACAAGGAGGAGGCCAGAGGGAGGACUGAGGUCUGA
Menidia menidia (Atlantic silverside) is the source of this 1452-nucleotide messenger RNA. The record is from the annotation of a GenBank genome assembly. Lineage: Eukaryota; Metazoa; Chordata; Actinopteri; Atheriniformes; Atherinopsidae.